AACCCGGGAGCGGUCGCGUCGUGUACUGAGUACACGCACCAUGAAAAAUACACGCUUUUGGUACAUAGCGAGAGCGUGGCGUCGUUGCAGGUAGUCAAAGACGCGACUGCUCGAGGGUUAACUGUUAUGAACUCUCGUACCUACACAGACGACACGAUACAGCUAGACUCGUCCAUUCGUCAUUCAUCGCAUCGUCGUAGCAUUGGCAUUGGUCGGAUUGGGGGACACACCUGGGCAAGUGGAAAAAAGUUUGGAAACUUCGGAGCUACCGCGACGAAUCUACCCGGUUCGCUGAUGGUAGCUAGCAACCGUCAGUAUUCGACGGGAGUUCAACGUGACCGUAAGCUCAGCUGAGAACAAUGGGGUGGAAUUGUGUGGCGGUGCUUGCACUGCUAGUGGUGCUGGUGGAGUUCUACGAAACCGGCGCAGAAGAUCCGAUGGCCAGUGUGAUGGUGAACCCGCGGAAAGUGAUCAACCACAUUGCCAGGGAAUUUGUGUGUUUUUCGGCGAAACCGCGCAGUGUGUUUGAGGAUUCGCUGAAUCCGGUCAGUGAGACGACCUUCCAGAUGGCGAAGAAGUUGAGUCCGAUGUACAUGAAGGUUUACGGCGAUUCGAGCCAGUUGGAGCUGCAGAUGGAUGGGUUCGUGGUGAAAGAGGACGAUUCGGAGCUGGUGCAGAUUACGCCGAAUGGGUGGCGAGCGUUUGACAGGUGGGCGCAGGAAGCUGGGCUGGUACCGGUGUUCGUGUUGGACUACGGUGAACACAGCUGGAAGCCGAGAAAUGCGCUGAAAGUGUUGACGGUGGCGAAUAAGCUGGGGAUUACGAACUGCUUGUGGCAGUUGGGAGUUGGUAAGGAAGUUUGGUGUACUCAGAGCAGAGGGGCUGUUCUUAACAAGAAGUUUUUUUUAGGAAACAUCACAAAUGCUGUGAAGUACAUCGAAGAUCUUCGGGCGUUCAGGGCAAUUACCAAGGCGUUCAAGUAUAAAGGAAUCGUUGCUUGCGAUGUAGACCCGUUGACAGUGGGAGUUGACCAGACCCGUUAUUUCAAUCUAAACGUUGAUGAACUUGCAGACGCCGUAUCAGUUAUCUAUAACCCAUCUGUAGCCAACAGUCGCCUGAAGGAGUUUGUUCUGCAACGGGAGUCAUACGUCAAGGGUCCCGCUCGUUCUCACCUUCCAAUAUGGUUGGACGCGAGGGCAACACCGACUGCUACUUCGUCUGGCGAGAGUUGCGACGAACAUUGUCUAUGGAGUGGCCUUCACUACGCGACGCUUCUAGGAGACGCUGCCCGCAAUGGAUUCAACACAGUUUUCAAAGAACUAUCGCGCCAAGAAGUUAAAUCGUACAGUUUGGCAUAUCUCAUCGCUCUGCUGCACAAGUCGACGGUUGGAACAAAAGUAUUCGAAGUGCCUCAAAUCACUGAGCAUGACGUUCAAAUCUACGCGUACUGCAGCCGCGUCGGAAACGGCUCUCUCACCCUCAUGGCCGUCAACCACCACUCAGAGGACUUCGAAUUCGACAUCAAGCUAACAUCGAAGCAGCACUCCGCGGAAGUUCUUCAAUACGUGGUAACCGUUGUCGACGGACGAAUUCUACUAAACGACGAGGCUUUCGACUUCAAAGCUCACUUGGAACCUUCCGCCAAGGUUCGACCGAUACUCAAAGGGCUACAGUUGAACAUCCCAUCGCUAGCAAUCGCCUUCUGGGUUGUCCCAAAUCUGAACUUGCGGGAGUGCUUUGACGAUUACCAAGACCUCCGAACGAAGGUGUCGCGAAGCGUUACAGUGGUGGAAAAUUCGGUGGAUCAAUUGCUGCAGGAGUUGAUUGCGGAACGCGCAGGACAGCAGGACAUCACCCAGAUGCACCGCCGUAAGCGAUCGGUGGAUGUAGAACCAGUGAUGGAGGAUGAUGCAAGGCAGCUUCAGGACGCCAAGCCAAAGCGCGGACUGAAAGCGAAAGUAAAACGGGAACCAAGGCAAACCUUGAACUAUCGGUUGAAGGAGCGCUCGACACGGAUGAAGGAGAAACGGGCGGAGCGUAGACAGCUCAAGCAACAGCGACGGCCACUGAGGGAGCGAGGCAAACGGCAGUCUCGGAAGCGUCAACGAUGUGCCAAUCCUUCGAAGCUCAACGCAAAGAAGAAGACGAAGCGUUCGUCGCUGGCAGAGGCAGUGAACCACCCUCCCGUGUUUGGCGAAAGCUACGAAGAGCAGGUAAACCGAUCAAGCUUUCCUCAAGGAGACGUUCAUCUGGUGAUUUCCAAGGGGAAAGAAGAGGAGGAACUAUCGAUCGAAGAAGCACCAAUCAGACAAAGUCGGAAAAAGUAUCGCAAGAAGAAAACUUCAAAGGGGAUGUCAUCUUCGGAAAAGGAUUUGAGAUUCGUCGUGCCGGAGGUCGCGUAUAUACGAGAUCAGCCAAUGCCACGGCCAGAGUUGGAAGUGGCGGAGUCCGUUCACCGACAAAUACUACUGAACGAUCCGGAAGAAGCGACCAAGCAGCCAAAAGUUUACUCAAUCAAUCGAGAGCUUAUGGAGGUGAGUGAGAUACAAGAAGCCAUCAAAACUGGCGUUCCGAUAGUGAAACGACAGGAUGGAGAAUCGGAUGGCAGUAGCUUGCGUGACGAAACUGAAGGAGAGGAAGGAGAGGAAGGGGUGGAAGGAGAUGAAGGACAGGUGGAGUACGACGAACAAGCCACGGAUGAUGGAGAAGGUGGUGUAGAGGAGGAAGAGAAUCCCGAAGAAAGCAACGAAAGUUUACCAGAUCAUUCGUUGGGAGCAUCGCCGGAACUGGGUCAAUCGUUGGGAUUGUCCGACGAGGACAUGAGCGAAGAUUCGUCGGAAGCUUACGUUGAGCAGAUGUAUCGUCGUCGCCGUCGGAAACGUUCUGUAGAGCUGGAAUCGGCGCAUGAAGAAGCCUUCCUACUUCCUUCAGUGAACAGUACAAACUUGGAGCAAAAGUUUGUCGAAGUAUUUAACCAGCUAAUGAAGUCGUUCAACUUUGGAGGGGCCUCCAAGGAAAAUACGGCUCAGGAGGAGCAAGGACAGCAACGAUCGAAGCGUAACGCCCUGUUACAUCCACGAUCGUGGGAGUCCCGAGAGCGUACCAAUGCGCUGCAUCAACAGCGAACAUCCACAGAGUCACGCGAGAACAUGAUUUCCACCGAGCAGAUGAGGGAAGUUCAGCAGAUUCGCGAUGAGUUGGCAGCUAGUAGGGUUGACGAACGAAGUACAACCGAAGUUAGCGAAAGGAAUACGACGACUUCGAGUCAGGAGGAAUCUGAUCGACCCGGAUUACUGAUGAUGCGAACCGUGUCUCAGCUCGUCAAAAGUGUGUCUACCGAGAUAAGUCGCGUUCUUUCGAUGUUUACGUCGAAGAACAAAAAGCAGAAGGAUAUUUAGGGUAGAUGUGAUUAGACUAAGUACAUGUGUUGCGUAAGUAGUAAAUAAAUCG
Aedes albopictus (Asian tiger mosquito) is the source of this 3450-nucleotide messenger RNA. RefSeq lists its product as uncharacterized. The transcript has 2 exons. The record is from RefSeq and is a predicted model, not a curated record. The coding region runs from base 360 to 3398 and encodes 1012 amino acids. Gene Ontology annotation, cellular component: extracellular matrix. Lineage: Eukaryota; Metazoa; Arthropoda; Insecta; Diptera; Culicidae.